GCGUCAUGGGGCGGAGCUUCGGGUGGCGGGAAGAGCGGCCACCGGAAUGGAGGUGCAGGAGAGCGGCAGUGGCCCGGCCGAGAGUGGGGCGCGGGAGCCCUCGCCUGUCCCCAGCAAGACCGCCGGCCACUACGAGCUGCCGUGGGUUGAAAAAUACAGACCCCUGAAGCUCAAUGAAAUAGUAGGAAAUGAAGACACCGUGAGCAGGCUGGAGGUGUUUGCGAGAGAAGGCAAUGUGCCCAACAUCAUCAUUGCUGGUCCCCCAGGAACUGGCAAGACGACCAGCAUCCUCUGCUUGGCGAGAGCGCUGCUGGGCCCGGCCCUGAAGGAUGCAGUUCUGGAACUCAAUGCAUCAAAUGACAGGGGCAUCGACGUGGUGAGGAAUAAGAUCAAGAUGUUCGCCCAGCAGAAAGUCACCCUCCCCAAGGGCCGGCACAAGAUAAUCAUUCUGGAUGAGGCAGACAGCAUGACGGAUGGAGCCCAGCAGGCGCUCAGGAGAACCAUGGAAAUCUACUCCAAGACGACCCGCUUCGCUCUGGCUUGUAACGCUUCAGACAAAAUCAUAGAGCCCAUCCAGUCCCGCUGUGCGGUGCUCCGCUACACCAAGCUCACCGACGCCCAGGUCCUCAGCAGGCUCAUGAAUGUCAUCGAGAAGGAAAAGGUGCCGUACACAGAUGACGGCCUGGAAGCCAUCAUCUUCACAGCCCAGGGAGACAUGCGCCAGGCACUGAACAACCUGCAGUCCACCUUCUCAGGGUUUGGCUAUAUCAACAGCGAGAAUGUAUUCAAGGUCUGCGACGAGCCCCACCCCCUGCUUGUGAAGGAGAUGAUCCAGCACUGUGUGAACGCCAACAUCGAUGAGGCCUAUAAGAUUCUUGCUCACCUGUGGCACCUGGGCUACUCACCCGAAGAUGUCAUCGGCAAUAUUUUCCGAGUGUGCAAAACCUUCCCGAUGGCUGAAUACUUGAAACUGGAGUUCAUCAAGGAGAUUGGAUACACUCACAUGAAAGUGGCAGAAGGAGUGAACUCCCUGCUGCAGAUGGCUGGACUGCUGGCCAGGCUGUGUCAGAAGACCAUGGCUCCAGUGGCCAGCUGACUUGAGACGUCCUCCACUAAUGGAACUAGGAGAGUCUCUGUGGCUGAGGCGCUGAUGUUCCUUCCGGCUUUCCUGGUGUGGGAGAUGUGCCUCAGCCUUUGCUACAACCUGCUCGAUUUGUUUAUGUUCUGUGAGAAUAGAGCCUCUGUAGCCCAGGCUGACCUUGAACUCCUGAUCCACCUCUGCCUGCCGAGCACUGGGAUUACAGGUGUGUGUCUUGUUGGCUUUCUGCGGUACUGCGGAUGGAACAAGUGCCCUGCCGGCCUGGCUACAGUGAGACUGAGCUCUGAAGGUCCCACAGGGCUGCCUCUGCACCUCUGCUCUUCAGUGUGUGGCCUCGCCUCCGGCCCUGGACGUGGGACGUGAUGGGAAAGCUCUGACCUCUACAGUCUUUGUCUUUGUAGCCGAAAAAGCCUUUGGAUGUUUGUCUUGUAAUGCUUAAUUGCUUGAGGCCUUGGGGAAACCAGUGUCUUCUCCUGCCUGGUGUACCCCGGGGCCAACAAGACUGCAGCAGGUAAAAGUGCCGGCCACACACCUGGCCUCUUGAGUUCCACCCCCAGAACCCACAAGAUAUGGAAGAGAACUGACUCUGCAGACACUCUGUGGGGCGCCAGUGUGGUGGAGCCAGCGUUUAAUCCCAGCACUCAGAAGGCAGUGGCAGGGGAUCUCUGCGUUCAAGGCCAGCCUGGUCUGCAUAGUGAGUUCCAGGACAGCCAGGGCUACAUAGGGCUACCUGUCUCAAAACAAAAAAGAUGUCUUCUGAGUCCUGUACACAUGCACAGGUAAUAAGUAAAACUGUAAAAAUCUUUAAAAAUUAAAGAAACUAAGCCAGC
Apodemus sylvaticus (European woodmouse) is the source of this 1929-nucleotide messenger RNA. It is a transcript of the gene Rfc2, whose product is annotated as replication factor C subunit 2. The transcript has 11 exons. Gene Ontology annotation, molecular function: ATP binding; DNA binding; DNA clamp loader activity. Gene Ontology annotation, cellular component: DNA replication factor C complex; nucleus. The record is from RefSeq and is a predicted model, not a curated record. The coding region runs from base 47 to 1096 and encodes 349 amino acids. NCBI's taxonomy places the organism in Eukaryota, Metazoa, Chordata, Mammalia, Rodentia, Muridae. Gene Ontology annotation, biological process: DNA-templated DNA replication; DNA repair.